Messenger RNA from Botrytis cinerea B05.10, 1149 nucleotides. RefSeq lists its product as hypothetical. Lineage: Eukaryota; Fungi; Ascomycota; Leotiomycetes; Helotiales; Sclerotiniaceae. The record is from RefSeq and is a predicted model, not a curated record. Bases 329 to 781 code for a protein of 150 amino acids. The transcript is spliced from 4 exons.
GAGGCUGUAAAAAUGCAGGUGUCCGAUUGGAAUACUUCCAUGGAGUAUUAUAUCAGCCCAAUUUCUACCAGGGUGUCAGACGACGCCAACUCCCGGAUUGCUUGUUGAUGAAUUCAGCCCAUGUGCCAUGUUUAUUAAUUAAUGCUUUAUAUCACUUAAUAUAUUCACUGACUUCGCUGUGUUCACUGGGACAACUCUCUCCGGUUCUACGAUUCUACGUACCCCGCAUGGUGAGUUUAAAUUUACAAUACCUGCCCAAGUUCGACACAGUUUCUUCGAAGAUCCUUCAACAUACCACAAUACACAAGACUGCAACACGAUAUCAAAAAUGUCGAGACUAUUCAAUUCCGUACUCCUUACUUCUCUCCUCCUCUCCGUCGUUCAUGCGGCUGCAGUAAUUACUGGCGCAGGAGGCUUUCUAAGUAAAUGCGAUGCAUCUACCUUCCAAUUUUUCGACGACAUCGAAUUAGGUCCUGCUCCUCAAUUUACCUUUAAAGUAACACCUGUCCUUUCUGGCCUCUGUCCUGAUUCUUCGGGUAAAAUGUCGAAUUCUACUUUGAAUUUGAAUACAUGUCUUGGAAACAGUGACGCGCACCUUGUCUGGCAGAGAAAUGGCAUGUUCCAAAACUCCUGCGGCUGCUCACUCCAAAUACCAAACCUCUGCUGUGGUUGCGGCAAAGCAAACGGCGGCACCGUUCCAAGCGGUGUCUGCGUUGAUCUGAAUAAUGGAAUCGCAACUUCCGGUGGAAAACUGAACUGCGAUAACCUUCCCGGAAAUUAAGAACUCAAAGAUCAAAUCACCCAGCUGAAAAAAAAAAAUUGUUCAUGGAGGAAUAGCAUAGUGUUGCGUCUAAGUAUGGGGUUAUGACAAUGGAUGAUUUAGGUUUCCUGGUAUGGGGUUUCGGCGUGGAAAGGGGUGGGGAUGUUGGAAUGGGAAAUUCUAGUACACACAUAUUUUGCAACGCACAAUUUACAACUGAAUAGAAUGGAUCCAGUGCGCGCAUUUGCAGUUGUGAUUUCGAGUCUCUCAUUUCAAACUAGGUGCCUACCAAUUGUUACCUAGUUGUUUACUCCUGCUACUUGAUGAAGUCGAUAUGAUUAGUUAGUACUGAAUUCUAUACAUGCAUCAUUGUCUAAUAUAUUGGAACA